AUGGCCGCCGGUCGCGCACGGCAGGGCGCCGCGGGGCUGGUUGCCGGCAGCGCGAGCCAAGGAGCCACGGGCCCGACAGCCGGCCGCGGUAGCCAGGGCGACGCAGGGCUGGCAGCCGGCCGCGCCACUGAGGGCGCUGCGGGACUGGCAGUCGACCGUGCUAGCAUGGGCGCCGCCGCCUUGGCAGCCGGCUACGCCAGCCAGGGCGCGACGGGGCUUGCAGAUCAGGGCGCCGCGAGCGACGGCACUGCGAGCGAGGGCGUCGAGCAGGGCCUCGCCACCGCCACGCUUGCCAGACUUCUAAGGCAGCUGUUGUCCAAGCUUUGGAGGGAAUGA
Molecule: messenger RNA, 336 nt
Organism: Miscanthus lutarioriparius
Lineage: Eukaryota; Viridiplantae; Streptophyta; Magnoliopsida; Poales; Poaceae
Source: the annotation of a GenBank genome assembly